AUUCGUAGUUUUGGUCACCUGGCGCCGUGGGUCGUGGUUGGACUGACUGCGGGUAGGAGGAGUACCGGAGGGGGCCGGGCCGGAUAGGCCCCCGCUUGAGACGGGACAGUGGGGACCCGCCGCUCUGGGAAGGUCCGAUGAGUUCCGUGGCUUUUUGCAGGGUUUGCUGUCUUAUCACUUGAAGGCAGAACUCCGGAAAAGUCAGCACGUGCUGGAGAAAGAUGAGUUCGAGCUUGACCGCGAGUCAAGUCAGUGACGCCGAGGCAGGAGCCUGGAUGGCAGCUGAGAAGUCUAGGGUCGCCGCGCCAUCUCUGCGUGAUGGACUUUUGAUAGUGAAAGUGGAGGAAGACUCACCCGGAGGUCGGGAGUCGGACCUGCCCGCGGACUGUCAGGAUUCCGAAAAGUCGCGGCAGCAGUUUAGGCGGUUCCGUUACCAGGAGGUGACUGGACCCGAAGAGGCGCUAAGCCGGCUCAGGGAACUUUGUCGCCGGUGGCUGAGGCCUGAGAUGCAUACGAAGGAGCAGAUCCUGGAGCUGCUGGUGCUGGAGCAGUUCCUGAGCAUCCUGCCCCAGGAGCUCCAGGCCUGGGUGCGGAAGCACUGCCCGCAGAGCGGGGAGAAAGCUGCGGCCGUGGUGCGCGCUUUUCAGAGAGCGCUUGAUGGGGCCUCACCCCAGGAGUUGGUGAAGAUUGAGAAUGUGGCUGUGUCUCUAAACUGUGAGGAGUGGGAGCCUCUGGACCCAGCUCCGAGGGAGUUCUGCUGGGAGAGCGCACAGGAGGAUCAUAGGACCUCAGUCUCACUGGUCUCGCCAAGUUUGGAAACCAGAAACGAGAACAAAGACUUUAUUCCAAAACAAGAAAUUUUAGAAGUAGAGCCUCAGGGGCAGAUACAAGAAGGGUCCCACAGGAAGGCUCCCCCUGGAUGUAGUGAUACUGGUGAGAUAGGGGUAGAAAAGCAGUCAAGAAAUCCCUCAUCAUUGAAACUGGAAAAUUCUCCUGAAGAGGAAGGACUCCCCAGCACCGCAGAUCUCAAGAAUGGUCCCACGGAGGAGGGAGACUUCAGACAUGACCAACUUGGGAACAGGGCCAGAAGUUCAAACUCUGUUCUUUGUCAGCACGUGCAGGCCACAGGGAGGCCCGUCGACCACAAUGACCUGGGGGACAGUUGUACACAGAGUUCAGAGCCGGUAAAGCAUCACACAGUGAAACCUCCCCGCUCCUUUGACAGCGAGGAACAGCUCCACAGUGCAGACCUCUUUAAGACCCAGCGACAGUUCCGUGAAGAAAGGCCAUAUAAAUGCGGGAACUGUGAGAAGAGUUUCAAACAGCGUUCUGAUCUUUUUAAACACCAGAGAAUCCACACGGGGGAGAAACCCUACCAAUGCCAGGAGUGCGGGAAGCGCUUCAGUCAGAGCGCUGCCCUGAUCAAACACCAGAGGACACACACGGGCGAAAAGCCCUACACCUGCCCUAAGUGUGGGGACAGCUUCCGGCAGAGCUCCCAUCUCACCCGGCACCAGAGGAUCCACAUAGGAGAGAACCACUUCGAGUGUCACGAAUGCGGGGAGACCUGCCGUAUUUCCAACCGUUUUAGACAUCAGAGAAUUCACAAAGGGGAGAGACCCUACGCGUGUGAGGAGUGCGAGAAGAGCUUCAAACGGUGCUCAGACCUCUCUAAACACCAGAGGAUCCACACUGGGGAGAAGCCGUACGGGUGUUCUGUGUGUGGGAAAUGCUUCAGCCAGAGUGCAACCCUCAUUACGCACCAGAGGACUCACACUGGAGAAAAACCUUACAAAUGUCUUGAAUGCGGGGAAAGCUUUAGACAGAGUCCACACCUUAUCCGACACCAAAGGAUCCAUAGAAAUAAAGUCCCACCGUUUUGACAUGG
Molecule: messenger RNA, 1888 nt
Organism: Neofelis nebulosa (Clouded leopard)
Lineage: Eukaryota; Metazoa; Chordata; Mammalia; Carnivora; Felidae
Gene: ZNF394
Product: zinc finger protein 394
Exons: 3
Coding region: 222-1883 (553 amino acids)
Biological process (GO): regulation of DNA-templated transcription
Source: RefSeq, a predicted model, not a curated record